Messenger RNA from Camelina sativa (false flax), 1539 nucleotides. Lineage: Eukaryota; Viridiplantae; Streptophyta; Magnoliopsida; Brassicales; Brassicaceae. The record is from RefSeq and is a predicted model, not a curated record.
AUGGGGAGAGGCUCUACCAACACCGGUUUACGAAGGCAGAGCUGCGAUGGCUGUGAUUUGUUCUUGGAGUGGUUAUUGGCUGUUGCAUUGGUUGGAGGAAUCGUUGCUCCUUUGAAUUACAGAUGGAGCUUGAAAGAAGCAAAAAUGGCAAUGCUGCUAGUAGAACCUGUCCUUUUGGUUACCGAUGAGACAUGUGUCUCGUCGUGGUGCAUUGAUGUUCAGAAUGAAGAUAUACCUUCGUUGAAAUGUCGUGUGUUGAUGGAGUCUACCUCUACAGAUUUUGCAAAUGAACAUAACCAGUUUUUGACAACCGAGAUGCUUAAACAGAAUGUGCUGGUUCCUUCCUUAGCAACGUACGCUUGGGCUCCUGAUGAUGCUGUUGUGAUAUGCUUCACUUCUGGUACAACGGGAAGACCCAAGGGUGUCACGAUAAGCCACUUGGCUUUCAUUACACAGUCUCUAGCUAAGAUUGCUAUUGUUGGCUACGGUGAGGAUGAUGUGUAUUUGCAUACAUCACCAUUAGUUCAUAUCGGCGGUCUGUCAUCUGCUAUGGCCAUGCUAAUGGUUGGGGCAUCCCAUGUUCUGCUCCCCAAGUUUGAUGCCAAAACAGCCCUUCAAGUUAUGCAACAAAACCGUAUAACUUGCUUCAUCACCGUCCCAGCUAUGAUGGCCGAUCUUAUUCGUGUCAACAGGACAACGAAGAAUGGAGCUGAAAACCUUGGCGUGAGAAAGAUACUAAAUGGAGGGGGAUCUUUAUCAAGUGAACUCCUUCAAGAAGCUGUGAAAAUCUUCCCAUGUGCGAAAAUACUCUCAGCUUAUGGGAUGACAGAGGCGUGCUCUUCGCUGACCUUCAUGACUCUCCAUGAUCCAACUAAAGAGUCUUUGAAAGUAACAUAUCCUUUGGUUAAUCAACCAAAGCAAGGUACAUGCGUUGGCAAGCCUGCGCCGCAUAUCGAACUGAUGAUUAAACUCGACGAGAAUUCAUCGAGGGUCGGGAAAAUUCUAACUCGUGGACCACACACAAUGCUUGGAUAUUGGGGUCAUCAACUAGUUCAAGAAAACGUUGCAACAUCAGAAUCCAGAAGCAAUGAAGCUUGGCUUGACACAGGUGAUAUAGGGACCUUUGAUGGGUUUGGUAACUUAUGGCUUAUAGGCCGGUCCAAUGGCCGAAUCAAAACUGGAGGCGAGAAUGUUUACCCCGAAGAGGUUGAAGCUGUUCUAGUAGAGCAUCCUGGGAUUGUUUCUGCUGUGGUGAUAGGCGUCAUUGAUGCUCGUCUUGGGGAGAUGGUCGUUGCUUGUGUUCUUUUACAAGAGGAUUGGAUAUGGUCUGAUGUUGAAAACCGCAAACGAGGUUUCGAACUGUCAAGUGAGACACUCAAGCAUCAUUGUAGAACACAGAACCUAACCAGGUUUAAGAUACCGAAGAGGUUUGUCCGAUGGGAGAAGCAGUUUCCGUUGACAACAACUGGGAAAGUGAAAAGAGAUGAAGUUCGAGGACAAGUUAUGUCUCAUUUCCAAAUCUUGACUAGCUCUCUGUGA